AUGGCUCAGGUCCUCUCGUUGCAACAUAAUACCCCCCACAGCCCCGCUACCUUUAGGCUCCUGUCUGCCAAUGUUACUCACUGGAGGCCAGAGGUUCGGGAUUGGGCCUUCUCUCUUGAAGGCCAUGGGGUUCUGCUCCAGGAGCUUCACCUCACCUCUGAGGCUGCUCAUGAGGCUACGAUUGCCGCCUCUAAAAGAGGGUUUCGUCUCUUUACCUCGCCUCCUUUCCUGAGUGAUAAGAGGCGCCCCUUGGGAGGUUUUGGUGUCCUCAUCCGCUCCUUCCUUAAUCCCCGCCAUGUCCUUACCCACACCGUGGAGGGUUGUGGUUUCCUGGCGGUCUCGCUUCGGUGUUCCGGGUUCGAUUUGACCCUGGUUUCCAUCUACCUCCAGUCUGGUACUGGCUUUAACUCCCCGGUCAACGCCGAUGUCCUUGCUCGCCUCUUAGCCUUUCUUCCUUCCCUCCGGGGUGUGUGGAUCGUUGCUGGUGACUGGAACAACCCCAUACAAGCUCUCCUCGCCACUAGGCUUGAGGAAGUUUCCCAUGGGCGUUUCCUGGGUACCGGUUCACCCACCGCAGCAACCGACCGGGAACUUGACUACCUUCUGGUCUCGUCUCCGGCUGUCGCUUUCCUGCAAGUCGCUCAGGACUGGGUCGUCCCCUUUAAGCCUCACUGCGCUCUGCGGGCCACUCUACAGCUCAGCUCUCUGCAGCUUCCCUACCCGCAACUCGCUACCUUUUGUGAGGUCUUUCCUGACCCCUUGCCCUUUCAACCCUCGGUCCCGAGCCCCUCGCCUAUCGCUGAGGUUAAUCUUCUUGGCCUCACAUCCACCGACAAGCUCACUCUCGACUUCGCAGAGUUGAGCUCUUUCCUCGAGGUCUCUCACGGGUUCCCCGACCGAGGGCGUGGGGCUUUUGUUCCCUUUCUUCACAAGCCCCUUGUCCAGGGCCACUCUGUUACCUUUGCCUGGAAAGGCCAGCUUCCCUCCUUGGUGUCAGCCUUGCUUCACCUUCUUGACCGACCCGACGCUGUGCAGUCCCUCUUGUGGUCCUUUUCGGACACUUCCCUCCCCUCCGAGGUCCGCGCCUUUUGUGACCGGGUGAGCGACGGCUCUGCUUCUUCCGCCACCCUCCGCGCCGAAGGCACUGCCCUCCUUGGUCAACUCCGCCGCGAGCAAACUGCCCAGCAAGCUGACCAGUACGGUGAGUGGCUGGAGGAAGCUUCGAGUUCGCACCUGGGGCCGCUCUUUCGAGCCAUCAAGUCCCAUGAGCAGGUGCUUGAUCGGCCCUUUCAAGACUGCGAUGGACUCCGCCGUGUCUUUGAACGGCAUGAGCAUUGGGCCCGCGUCUGGCAAGCUUCGGUUUUUCCCCAGCACUUUGCUCACCCUCUCCUCGCGGAGCUCCGCUCGAGGGCCGUCUCCCAUUCUGGCACCCUGGCUCCCUUGACUGUUCCCCACCUUCAGAAACUUCUCAAGAAAGCCGGGAAAAAGAAAGGGGGCCCGGACGGCUGGAGCUACCCAGCCCUUCGGGCACUGGACCCGGCAGCUCUUCAGCUCGUUGCCGACUUCCUCGCCCGUGCGGAGGCUGAGGUGCUUCUGCCUUUCCAGCUCACCUGCGUUCAGGUCGCUCUUCUCCCGAAGUCGGCCGACAAGGAACGCCCCAUAAGUCUUCUACCGUGUCUGUGGAGAUUGUGGGCACGGGCUAGGUGGCAGGACAUCUCGGCUUGGACAUCGGCUUACGCCCCCGCCCACCCGUGGGACCGGGCGGUUCCAGGUCAGGCAAGCCUGGACACGGCACUGGCCCGCCUUGUCAGAUCAGAGCAUUCAAAGCUUGAGAAGACGCACAUAGUGUCGCUCUUCCUCGAUUUGCGAGGCUUCUUCGAUUCUGUGAGCUAUGAGCGCCUCCUCCUCCAAGGGCUCGCUCACAGUUUCCCUCCUCUUCACCUCUGGUUCGCCCUCCAGGUCUACCAGGGUCCUCGCUGCCUUGUGGCCGACUCGAUCGCUGCCACGCCGCUCUUUCCUGGCCGGGGCGUGCCCCAGGGUUGCCCUCUCGCUCCCUCGCUUUCCAAACUCACCAUGUCCGAGCCUCUCCAGAAGGUUUCUUCCCUUCCCUUCGUCACCCACACAGACUUAUGGUUGGACGACGUGAGUUUAGACGUGGUUGGUUCCGACCCUGUCGAGGUCGCUUCCUCUGCGCUUCAGGCCUACCGGGUACUUCAUACCUCCCUCGGCCUUGAGGGCCUUGAGGUUGAGACCACAAAGACCAAGUUCGUCGCCGGUACGGCCCGCGCUCGCGCCGCGCUUCUGCAGCUGCGGCGCCCGGGCGAACCCGACACCGCUGACCUUGUUAAGGACCUCGGUCUUGACUGCGCUGCUGGCCGACGGCGGCGCAUCACCACCGCCCAAAAGCGCUUUCGCACCGGCAUCGGCCGAGUCCGCCACAUGCGCCGCCUCCGCAUACGCCGCAGGUGGGUGCGCGGCCGGCUGCUCCAAGCCUCCGCCCUUAAGGCUGGCCUUUAUGGCCACCAGGCCGUUGGGGUUGCCCCUAAGCGCCUUAAGGUCUUACGCUCGGCGGUUGCGCGCGAGGCUGGUCGUUUCGAGCACGGCUCCGCCGACGUCAUUCUCGACCUCAUGUCCCACAAGGCCGUUGACCCACACCAGCUUGUGGUUGUGGAGCAGCUCCAGGCCCUUGGGCGCCUUGCCUCCAGCGCCUCACCCGAAGGCGUGCGGUUACUCACCCGCACUUGGGCCUCCUCCUGGUCCAGACAGGCCUCUGCCACCCAUGGGUGGAAAAUCGUGAACGGUCCCGUUUCCGCGCUCAUCCAGUACUUACUGGACUUGCGGGUGUCUGCCCCUACCCCUGAGGUCUGGACACACCGCGAAGCUACCUUUCACUUCCGCUUCCGCGAUCCGGGAGCGCUCGAGCGCUGGUCCCGUAUCGGCACCGUCUCCACUGCCGCUGGUGCCGCCUUAGGCAUCGAUUGGACCGUGCCCCGCCGCCUCUUAGCCAGUCCUCGGACGAAGCCCUGGCGGCAUGGCCUUAGGGCCGUCUUUCAAGGCGCCCUCCUCCAUUCUGGCAACGGAGGGAAGGAACGGUGCAAGUUCUGUGGCGGCCCCAACACCCUGCACCACCUCCUUUACGAGUGCGAAAACAUCCCCGGCGCCCUCAUGCCCGCGGGCUGGCUGCUGUCCUACAAGCGGCGUCACCCUGCCGACUGCCUUUGGUUGCGCGGUAUGCGCCCCCUUUCCCCCCGCGAGCCCCUCGCCCGCGAGGCUGAGGUACGCCGUACUGGCCUCUUUCUCGAAGGCACCCCUGACUUAACCGGGCUCUGCGUUGCCACCGACGCUUCCGGAGGCCCUGCCUCCAAGGAUAGCCGUCUCCGCUCGGUCGGCUGGGCCGCGGUUGUUGCCAGCAGGAAUGAUGGCGACCUUGUCGUGCUGGGCACCCUGUCCGGGCUUUUGCCUGCCCCUGCUUCUGUGCCGGAGGGCGAGAGCGAGGCCAUCGCUCAGGUCCUCCUCUCUUCCAGAGGCACUUUUGACCUCACUUGCGACUGCCAGCCCGCCCUGCGCAGCCUCCAGGGGCCCUUCACGAAGCGCACCUCGCUUGUGUGGGCCAAGGCUUGGGAACACAGGCACCGAGCUGAACCCCACUGGGUGCGCUCUCACCUUAGUCCCUCGGACUUUUGUUUUGAGUUCGGCGCUGAAGCCCUGUGGCGCCAUGAGCUCAAUUCUCUUGCGGACAAGCUCGCCAGGGACCGCGCGGAGGAGGUUCAGACCCCACACCGUCUUGCCGCCCAGAAGGAGGUAGACCGUGUCACCUCCCUCGUUUGCGAGUAUCUCGGUCACCGCGCGGUCGCAAUUUUGGCCAAGGCCGAAAAGGAGGAUUUCGUGCCGCGGAAGAACCGCCUCCUCUCCGCUCUUGAGCCCUCCUCUUCCCCCUCGCCUGACAAGAGGCAGAGGUUGCAGGCCCUUCUUGACGAACCCCCUCUCCCGGGAGGGCACGUUUGGUCUCGCACCUCUAAGGAGAAGAGUUUCAACAUGUGUGUUAAAUGCUCCGAGUGCUCCCUUUGCGUCUACCAGGUUGACACGCCGGAAACCUUUGAGCGCCUCAUUUCAUUCCCGUGCCGAACGGCUGCGGUUUCGUGCCCUUUUCCGGUCCACCCCUCGCACAGUCUUGUGCGCCAGGGGCCGUCCUGGAAGUGUGGCCAGUGCCAUGGCCAAGUGACUCUUCGCAUGGCCCAGUAA
Symbiodinium sp. CCMP2592 is the source of this 4242-nucleotide messenger RNA. NCBI's taxonomy places the organism in Eukaryota, Dinophyceae, Suessiales, Symbiodiniaceae. The record is from the annotation of a GenBank genome assembly.